Messenger RNA from Capsaspora owczarzaki ATCC 30864, 1454 nucleotides. RefSeq lists its product as hypothetical. Gene Ontology annotation, cellular component: nuclear origin of replication recognition complex; nucleus. The coding region runs from base 63 to 1331 and encodes 422 amino acids. The transcript is spliced from 8 exons. The record is from RefSeq and is a predicted model, not a curated record. NCBI's taxonomy places the organism in Eukaryota, Filasterea, Ministeriida, Capsasporidae. Gene Ontology annotation, biological process: DNA replication initiation; DNA replication. Gene Ontology annotation, molecular function: ATP hydrolysis activity; DNA replication origin binding.
ACAUCGUUCUGACAUUCUGCAAUAGCAAAACAAAACGGAUCAAAUAAGCGACGUCUGUUAACAUGACAAUGAUGGCGAAUCACACAUCGACGGCCGAGAUUAUCGCGCGAGUCCGGUUGCAGCUCUCAGACCAAAGCCCGCGAACGCUCUACGGCGUAACGCCACAACUCGAGCAGCUCGAGAAACUCAUGAGACGAACGGUCGCCAAUCUGGAAAGCAACUCGGCGCUGCUGAUCGGUCCACGCGGCAGCGGCAAGUCAGCUGCUGUCAAUGCAUGCAUCGCUGCCAUCACGGCCGACUUUGGAAGCGACGCGUUCGCCGUAGUGCGGCUAAACGGCCUUAUUCACACGGACGAUCGACUCGCUCUGCGCGACAUUGCGAGCCAACUCAAGGUCCAGCGAGCACUUGAAACAGGCAACCUCUCCUCGUUUGCGGCAGCCCUUGCGUUCAUCCUCGAGACACUGCGGAAUGGAUCACGACAGUCUCAGCCUUUAAUUGUCAUCUUGGACGAGUUUGAUCAGUUUGCACACCACGCCAAGCAAACACUCUUGUAUAAUCUGUUUGACCUCGUCCAGUCUGCUGAAGCUCCAAUGAUUGUUCUGGGAUUGAGCUGUCGGCUGGACGUCAUUGAACUGCUCGAAAAACGCGUCAAGUCACGAUUUUCCCAUCGCCAAAUCCACUUUUUACACAAUUUUGGAUUUGACGAGUACCUGAGCAUUGCGAGAAAUAGUUUGCUGAUUGCUGGCGCCGAGCACGAUGCCGCAAUAAGUGCAUGGAACGCCCAGGUUGCCGAGGCAAUGAAUGACCGCAGUUUGGUCGCGGCCCUGCAAGUCCAGUUCGAUUUAAGCAAAGAUCCUCGAGUCAUCAGCACUGUACUGAGUUCUGCCCUGACGGCUUCUGCCACGGGGCGGUUGCAGGCAUCGUCUGUCGUGAGUAUCAUUCAGGCACAGUUCGUCGACGCCAAGGCACUCGUUUUGCAGGGUCUCUCGACUUUGGAACUAUGCCUCAUGAUUGCGAUCAACCACGUUCAAGUCAAAGUCGGGGUGCUCGAGCCCUUCAACUUUGAAAUGGUGUACGAAGAGUACAAGGCUUUUGCAAACUCGAAUGUGCACGUUAUCGACUUUUUUAGCAAGCCUGUAUCUCUGAAGGCAUUUGAGCAUUUGCAAGCGAUCGAACUCAUCAAGCCAGUGCAUCCAAACGCCUUCCAUGUGCCCAAAGAGUACCGCAUGAUGCGAAUGAUGGUGGAGCCGGCCCAGAUCGUGGAUGCCGUCACAAGAUUCCAAGACUGCUCGACUGCCGUGCGUCGAUGGGGAAGCCAGUGGGCAGAGUGACGAAGCGGACUUGUAUUUUGAAUUGGAAUCAACAAGUUCAAAAAGAGCAUACCACUGAGAGAUGUUUUUGAAUCGAAAUCAAAAAAACCAACAACAUGUAAAAAUCAUAACUUUGAGAACGAA